This is a messenger RNA of Sinocyclocheilus grahami, 927 nucleotides long. Its product is annotated as protein no-on-transient A-like. The record is from RefSeq and is a predicted model, not a curated record. The transcript has 4 exons. The coding region runs from base 148 to 834 and encodes 228 amino acids. NCBI's taxonomy places the organism in Eukaryota, Metazoa, Chordata, Actinopteri, Cypriniformes, Cyprinidae.
UGGAAUAACAAUGACAGCAGUUCAGUACAGCAGCGCUGGAGCUCAUACCCGCCCAAGGAGUUUGUACUAAACAUUUCUCCUUAUGCCCCUUACGGAGAUCCACGCCUCACACUCAAUGGGACGGUGCCCGGGGGCCAGAAAGGGGCCAUGGGGGGUGGAUUGGGGGAUGGAGGGGGGCCGUCGCACAGCGACAGUGUGAGGAGCAUGAUGACGGGGGGCAUUAAAGCCGGCAGGUGGCAGACGGUACAAAGCCGCCUGCAUUCGGGAGACUUCAAGAACGGCAAUUUGUCUGACCACGCCCUCUCCUCGGACGAGACCUUGGACAACAUCCCGUCGACAGGGGCAACACCUCGGCCCCGCACAUUGCUGCGUCAGCAGAGCCUCCAGCAACCAUUGAUCCAGGCUCCGGCCCCAUGUUUGGCCAGUAGGCCGCCCAUCUCCCAGAGUCUGGGUCAGUUGCACACCCAGCCAGGUAGCGGAGGGGGUGGGGGUGCGGGGCCUGGGAGAGGAGGCGGGGCCAGCUCAAGGAACUCCAGGGGCGGCCCGGCAGGUGGCGGAGCUUCACGCUGUAAGUCAGGAGGUGCCGGGGGGCGGGCCUCUCAUGGGAACCCUGGCAGCGUGGAUCACAUGAUGGGUCAGAUAAAGAGACGAGGCCUGGAUGUUAAAUCCUUCCUACCCUGUCAGACAGUCGUUCAUUCUGUCACACUAUAUUUCAGCCCCGCAGCAGAAUAUCUCCCCCUUCCCUCAGCACUCUGCACUGAUCUGCUGUUUCGUGAUGUUCUGUUUUAUAUGACUGAAUAUUGCCUUGUGUGCAGCCUGCCUAAGCUGGUUUAAAUAUGUCACAUUUUAGGACCUCAGGGGACCGCUGGAGAUAUGGUACCAGGACUAAUUUUAUAUUUGUGUGUCAGCACAUGCGUUUUUGUUUGG